UUUAUGGUGACUACCGCAGCCCGCGUUGGCAAAGGAAGCUUCUUCUCUAUUGCAACUUGGGCGCAGAGGGUCGACAGGGGAACAUGGCCGAAGGAGGGCCGGGUAAAGGCGGCGGGGAGGACCGGACCGCCAAGUCCAGUGUCCGGGGCGAGGGGCACGAGGAGCGGGGACGAGCGCAGAUCCUGGCCGGGACUGGAUUCUGCAAGUGGUUCAACGUCCGCAUGGGCUUUGGAUUUAUCUCCAUGACCAGCAGCGAAGGCAGCCCCGUGGACCCCCCCAUGGAUGUUUUCGUCCACCAAAGUAAGCUGGUGAUGGAGGGCUUCCGCAGCCUGAAGGAGGGCGAGCCGCUGGAGUUCUCCUAUAAGAAGUCCUCCAAAGGUCUGGAGUCUCUGCGGGUGACGGGCCCCGGGGGAGGGCCGUGCUCGGGCAGCGAGAGGAGGCCCAAAGGAAAGAUGCCCGUGCACAAGCGCAAACCAAAGGGAGACCGCUGUUAUAACUGUGGAGGUCUGGACCACCACGCCAAGGAGUGUGGCCUGCCCCCUCAGCCAAAGAAAUGCCACUACUGCCAGAGCAUCACGCACAUGGUGGCCCAGUGCCCGCACAAGGCUCUGGCGCCCCCCUCAGGCUCUCAGGACCCACAACACGCGUCUACCUCGGCCUCCAGCUCGGGCACAGGGAGCGGGGCGUACCUGUGUGCCCCGGACGAGGAGGAGGGCGGGCGGGCCGGCUCGGGCUCCUCUCCUCUGGAGGGCUCCUCUUCGUCCCCAGAGGAGGCGCACUCGCAAAGAGCCCCGCGGUCCCAGCGCUGGAGGAAAUCCUGA
Messenger RNA from Periophthalmus magnuspinnatus, 821 nucleotides. RefSeq names its product lin-28 homolog B (C. elegans) (gene lin28b). The transcript is spliced from 4 exons. Gene Ontology annotation, molecular function: zinc ion binding; nucleic acid binding. The record is from RefSeq and is a predicted model, not a curated record. Bases 84 to 821 code for a protein of 245 amino acids. Lineage: Eukaryota; Metazoa; Chordata; Actinopteri; Gobiiformes; Gobiidae.